Cajanus cajan (pigeon pea) is the source of this 2426-nucleotide messenger RNA. NCBI's taxonomy places the organism in Eukaryota, Viridiplantae, Streptophyta, Magnoliopsida, Fabales, Fabaceae. The record is from RefSeq and is a predicted model, not a curated record.
ACUCACACUCACUCCAUUGCUGCGAUAACUUAGGGUUUGUUUAGUGUGUUGACAAUGCUGUUUCUUCUGCGUGCGCGCCCACCAUAGUGUUCGUGCGUCCGUCGCCAGAGUUCGCGUGUUUGUCCACCGCGCCAACGGCCACAGGAUUCGUCAUUGUCAGCGUGCGCCACAGUUAUGGCUUUCUUUUUGACAGACUAUAGCUUUGAAUAGUUCUCUAGCAGCUCAGGGUAAACUCUACAUUGAUGAUGACAACAACUUUAACUUUCAAACUUGCCUCUUACUUGGUCUCUUAUCCUUCUACCAGUCAUAUUCUUGUCACUUCUAAACAAUGGAAAACUCAGAUACAAUGCUGACAACUUCAUCCUUGCCUCCACCACCUCCAGUAGCUGUGGAGGAGCCAGAGCCCAAGAAGUUGAAGAUGUCCACCACAACCUCUGAUGAUGAAGAAUGUGCAACUACCACAGGCAGUAAGAUAAGAUACAAACGCCAUAAGGUAGCUAUUUUCUUUGCUUACUGUGGUGUUGGCUAUCAGGGUAUGCAGAAAAACCCUGGUGCAAAGACCAUUGAAGGUGAUCUAGAAGAAGCUUUAUAUGUGUCUGGAGCUGUACCUGAACAGGAUCGUGGAAUUCCUAAACGGUACGACUGGGCUCGCUCUGCUAGAACAGAUAAAGGAGUUAGUGCUGUUGGUCAGGUUGUCUCAGGCCGAUUCUAUAUUGAUCCACCUGGCCUUGUUGACCGCCUUAAUUCAAAUCUUACCUCUCAGAUAAGGAUCUUUGGUUACAAGCGUGUGACAGGUUCUUUUAAUGCCAAGAAGUUCUGUGAUCGGAGGAGGUAUGUCUAUCUCAUUCCUGUGUUUGCUCUUGAUCCAUGUUGUCAUCGUGAUAGAGAGACUGUCAUGGCUAGUUUGGGAUCUGGAAACGAGCUUGUUAAGUGUUUCGAGUGUUCUGAGAGAGGUCGAAAGGUGGUAGGAUUAGUUGGUAAUCGUAAGCACAAUCUGGAACUAGAAGCUAUGGAUGUUGAUGCUGGUAUUUCAUCAAACAAAAAUGUUGUGGUUGAUUCUAGUGUUACAGAUGAUGUGGGGGUUUCUUUGAGCAAAGUUGAUGAUAAUCAUUUAAAUGAGGCAUCUGUGAAUGAUAAUACGGGUGACGUGAACUCUAAAACUGAUAUUGAGACUGUGAUUCCUGUUCGUGAAGAGGGUACUCCUUUGAAUGAUGAAUCUGUAAAAAAUUCAGACAUCCUUGAGGAAGAAAAAGUGAAUGGAGAGGAUGAGUCUACCAAUGGAAGUGGGUUCUGUUAUGGUGAGAAGGAGAGGGAGAGAUUUAACAAGAUUUUAAAGUAUUUUGUAGGGACUCAUAAUUUCCAUAACUUCACCACUAGAACAAAAGCUGAGGACCCUGCUGCUCGUCGUUACAUUAUUUCAUUCAAUGCAAACAUCACUCUUGUAGUUGAGGGCAUGGAAUUUGUAAAGUGCGAGGUUGUGGGACAGAGCUUCAUGCUUCAUCAGAUACGCAAGAUGAUUGGUUUGGCAGUGGCAAUCAUGAGAAAUUGUGCACCGGAGUCACUUAUUGACAAAGCUUUUCAGCAGGAUGUUAACAUUAAUGUGCCUACUGCCCCUGAGGUUGGAUUAUAUUUGGAUGAGUGCUUCUUUUCUUCAUAUAACCAGAAGUGGAAAGAUAGCCAUGAAGAGUUGUCAAUGAAAGAUUAUGAGAAAGAAGCUGAGGAGUUCAAAAUGAAGUACAUAUAUUCUCAUAUCUCUUCCACGGAACAGAAGGAAGGAACUGUUGCUCUUUGGUUACAUUCUUUGAACCAUAGAAAUUAUCCAGAUCUGCGCAUUGUCAAUGAGGAAGCCAUCCCUGAUAACAAUAGAGCUGAUAUUGAGGAAGCCAUCCCUGAUAACAAGAGAGCUGAUAUUGUCAAUGAUAACAAGAGAGCUGCUAUUGAAGAACCCAUCAAUGAUAACAAGAGAGCUGCUAUUGAAGAAGCCAUCAAUGAUAACAAGAGAGCUGAUAUUGAAGAAACCAUCACUGAUAACAAGAGAGUUGAUAUUGAAGAAGCUGUCGAUGAUAACAAGAGAGCUGAUAUUGAAGAUGCCAUCACUGAUAACAAGAGUGCUGAUCCUGAAGUUAUGACUGAGUGAACUCUGUUCUAUGUUUCGGUCAUUCAAUGUGAACUCUUUCUUUCUAAUCUUUUCACUUAUGCUUAUUCUUUUAUUAUUCGCGGAACACCCUCCAUCGCAACAUAUACAAAUACACAAGAUCUUUGUGUCCAUCACUUGGUAAAGCCAAGAAAUGAAAGAAUAUUUUCAUUAUAUAUUUUAAACCAUGACUAAGCAAUGGCCAUUGGUUUGUGCUAAAUUGAGAUCCACUGUGAAAGAAACACCUAUAUAGCACUUGCAAAUAUAUGACUUACGAAUUUUGUUUCUUUCA